Messenger RNA from Capsaspora owczarzaki ATCC 30864, 1243 nucleotides. RefSeq lists its product as hypothetical. Gene Ontology annotation, biological process: G protein-coupled receptor signaling pathway. Gene Ontology annotation, molecular function: G protein-coupled receptor activity. NCBI's taxonomy places the organism in Eukaryota, Filasterea, Ministeriida, Capsasporidae. Bases 29 to 1060 code for a protein of 343 amino acids. The record is from RefSeq and is a predicted model, not a curated record. The transcript is spliced from 6 exons. Gene Ontology annotation, cellular component: membrane.
UUCUAUUUUUUUUUUUUACGUCUUUCGAAUGCAGAUCAUUCCGUUGGAAUUGUCGACGGCGCCGCAGCUGACGCUGGGGGAGUGGAUUUUGAUAUCCUACACGAUUGCCGUCUUCUUCUUUGACCUUCUCAUGGUGGGGUAUAUUCUGUACCAUCGCGAGUACAAGCCGCUCAAAGCCAAGCAGCUCGAUCUCGUUAUUCUGUCUCUGAUUGCUGGAUGGUUUUACAUGCUGGGCACUUUGCAAGCAAGAUGGGUCCUUCCACACUCGGGUGUCUUUAGCAAUUGCGCAUUCUGGGGCAUUGCUGCGCAGUUGAUGCUCGGUGGCUACUUGUGGAUUGUGGCCGUGCUGUUCCGGCUGUAUCGCCUCAACUACAUUCUGCUCAACCCUCAGAUUCGGAAAAAGGCCCGCCACCCCGCGUGGAUGUAUCUUCGUCUGUUUCUGUUCUGGGUCCCUGGCAUUCUGCUGUGCUUGAUUGCAAUUGGCACUGGAGGUGUUUCGCACGACUCGCUACCCAAGGACGACGGCACCUUCACCGGCGACAUGUGCCACAGUAACAAGGACUGGACCAAAGGCUUCCUCGGGCUUGCACUCGUGUACUUUUUGGUGAUGCUCUACUACGCAUUCCGGCUACGCAACAUCCGGCUCUCCUUCAACGAGUUUGCGUACACAAAGUACCUUGGCGUAGUGGUUCUUGUGGCGUUUUCCGUGUACGGUAUCGUCUUGAUGCUGGACUACGACUACUACCUCUGGGGCCGGAUUGUCAUUGGUUAUAUUGUCCUAUUGUGUACGCAAGCGUUCUUUUGCUUCCAAAUCGGCAGUCCUGUUUGGGGCUGCAUGUUUGACCGGGAAAACUAUGCACACCAAUUCCGGAUGAACAUGUCCAAGGACGCGACACCGUCGGCUCGCAAGCAGCAGCAGUCCUCGUCCAAGCAGCAUAGUUCGCAAGGGCAGUCGCACCACGGCACGGAAAAUGAAAAGCGAGACUCAAUUGUGGAAAUGCACGAUAUUCGGACAAGCCAAACAAGCGACUCUGUUCAGGUCGAGCUGGAAGCAGAAUAAUGCUUGCGUCCGCUCUCAUACCAUACCAAUGCAUGGUAUUGUGCAUGUUGUCUAUCAACCAAGUAGAUCUAGAUGUUUUUUUCUUUUGCUUUCGUGUUCCCGCUUCUGUUUAGAUGAGAAAAUGCGUUUCAAAUAACCUUGUCGUGCAAAACGAAAGCCAAUGUUGUUUAAUAAGGUGGCAAG